UUUUCUUCAUAAGAACUGGAAACAUGACUCGGAAAUUUCCCGCGCGAGCCCGCGAAAUCCCACGUUCGAAACUUAAUUUCCGGUUUUGUAAAGUUGCAAGUUAAUUGAUGUUCGAAUUCAAAAAAUGUUACAUUUGAUCGUAGAAGCCUAAAUGUUUCAAAUGGUUAGAUGAGUCAAAGAGAACAUCCUUAGCAGGAUGGCAGUGGCAAUGGAUAAAGGAAGAGAUGUUUUUGAAGAUUCGUUGAGUGAGAAUAACGGUUUUCAAAUUGAUUAUGACGCUGAGUCAAGUGCAUUUACUAAUGAGUGCAAGGAAUUCAUGAACAAUUUUGUCUCAAAAAUAUUUUCUGGAAGUGAUAUAACUCAAGAGGAGAAAGCACAAUUUGGAGUAAUUUGUCAGCAUUCUCCAGCAAGACGAUGGUUUGCCCGUUAUAUUAAUAUGCAGCGGGUUGAGAAUAAAUGCGUGGAUGAAAUCACGUUUUUCAGGCUUGUGCAGUAUUUUGCAACAGUUCUCUUUGAAUGUCACCAAGCUGACGAUUUUCCUCCAGCUAAAACUCUGAUGAACAUGUGCUUCACUUUCUAUCACGUAUUUCGUGCAGGUAAAACUGUCGAACGAAAGGAGUUUCUUCAUGUCUUCUUAAGAGAUCAACCAAUCUGGCAUGGAUUACGGUUUUGGAAUGCGGCAUUCCUCGAUUCUGUCCACAGUGAAAAGCACAGUCCAGUUUUACCUCGGUCAGACUGGAACAAUCUAUCUGAGAAUGAUAAACAAGAUCAAAGGGAUCAUCAGAAAAAUAGUAUCUUUGGACAACUUGGAACAUUUGCCAAUAAUAUGAAAGCUUUUGGUCUACCAAAACCGACCUGUGAAGAAUUUAUCCAAAAAAUGAGCGUUAUCGGUGAAUUAGACAAAGAGCAAAUCGCAUUACUUCAAAAAACUUUUGAAGACUGUUAAUAUAUAUAUUGCAUAGCCAUAUAGACCGUUUGUACUUUCGCACAAGGAAGUUAAACUGUCUAGAAGCAUAUUAUUAUUAUUCGUAUGGAAUUGUAGUUAUUCGAUAAACACUAUAUUUAGUACACUUGCACUUUUGUACAUCAAACGUUGUAAAUAGAUUCAAAUAAAGAAAUA
Dendronephthya gigantea is the source of this 1120-nucleotide messenger RNA. RefSeq lists its product as uncharacterized. The record is from RefSeq and is a predicted model, not a curated record. The transcript has 12 exons. NCBI's taxonomy places the organism in Eukaryota, Metazoa, Cnidaria, Anthozoa, Malacalcyonacea, Nephtheidae. The coding region runs from base 197 to 946 and encodes 249 amino acids.